CCCCCGUGGGCUGUUGGAGGGGGGAGAAGCGGCCAUGACCCCGAUGCAGAGCCCCAGGAGGGAUUUGGUGCUAACAGGACAGAUGGAGGCCGAGGGCCCCAAAGCAGGAUAAAAGGUUUAAACUAAUCAAAAUGCCUGGCUAAUUGGUAAAGGCGCUUAUGGGCAGGGCGGGAGGCGGCGCGGCUGGAGGUGACCGCUGCUCAAUCAGAGGGGCCGGUAACCUUAACCCGCCGGGAACGGAUACGCCGGAUCGGGUUCCCACACCAGUUUUCCACCCGCGGCUCCGUGGCAGGAGAACCGAGGCCGCGGGGACGGACGGUGGCCGGGGGGCUGCCGCGGUGGCCGGUUCCGGCAGCCCCGGUGCUCGCCGCAGUCUGGCCAGGCUUUCUAACCCUAUAGCGGCCCAUUAACCGGCACCGGGGCAGCGCAGCCGUCCCCAGGGCUCGGUAGGGCCGGGGACGCCCCCGCUGCCCCCCCCACUCUGAAGAUGCCAACGAAUGGGAUCCACCAGGUCCUGAAGAUCCAGUUCGGGUUGAUCAACUGCGAGAGCCGGUACCUGACGGCGGAGAGCUUCGGCUACAAGGUGAACGCCUCGGCGCCCAGCCUGAAGCGCAAACAGAUCUGGACGCUGGAGCAGGAUGAGGCCGACAGCUCCGUCGUCUUCCUCAAGAGCCACUUGGGCCGGUACCUGGGCGCUGACAAGGACGGGAAGGUGCGGUGCGAGGCCGAGCAGCCGGGUCGGGACGAGCGCUUCAGCAUCAUCACGCAGUCGGACGGGCGCUGGGCGCUGCAGUCGGCGCCGCACCGGCGCUUCUUCGGCGGCCGCCAGGACCGCCUGUCCUGCUUCGCUCCCAGCGUGACGGAGGCCGAGCUCUGGACCGUGCACUUGGCCAUGCACCCCCAGGCCAACCUGCUCAGCGUGAGCCGCCGCCGCUACGCCCAUCUCAGCGCCCACGAGGAUGAGAUCGCCACCGACAGCAACCUGCCGUGGGGCGUGGAUGCGCUCAUCACGCUCUGCUUCCAGGACAAGAAGUACAGCCUGCGCACGGCCGACGAGCGCUACCUGCGCUGCGACGGGACCCUGGUGCCCGAGCCCGGCGCCCGCACCGGUUACACCCUCGAGUUCAAGGCGGGCAAGCUGGCGUUCAAGGACUGCGACGGCAAAUACCUGGCACCCACCGGGCCCACCGGUACCCUCAAGUCCGGCCGCAGCUCCAAGCCGGGUAAAGAUGAACUCUUCGACCUGGAGGAGAGCCACCCGCAGGUGGUGUUCACCGCGGCCAAUGGUAGAUACGUCUCCAUCCGGCAGGGCAUCAACGUGUCGGCAAACCAGGACGAGGAGCUGAACCACGAGACCUUCCAGCUCCAGAUUGACCGCGACACCAACAAGUGCAGCCUGCACACCAACACCGGCAGCUACUGGACCCUCGUGGCCCAUGGGGGCAUCCAGGCUGUGGCCACCGAAGUCGCUGCCAACACCAUGUUCGACAUCGAGUGGCGCGGGCGGCGCGUGGCCCUGCGCGCCAGCAACGGCCGCUACGUCUGCACCAAGAGGAACGGGCAGCUGGCGGCUGUCAGUGAUGCCGUGGGGGAGGAUGAGGAGUUCACGCUGAAGCUCAUCAACCGCCCCAUGCUGGUGCUGCGGGGCGAGCACGGCUUCGUCUGCUACCACCGCGGCUCCAACCUGCUCGACUCCAACCGCUCCGUCUAUGACGUCUUCCACAUCAGCUUCAGCGACGGCGCCUACCAGAUCCGAGGCCAGGGGGGCAAGUUCUGGUACGUGGCGAGCAGCGGGGCCGUGUGCAGCGAUGGGGACCUCUCCGAGGAUUUCUUCUUCGAGUUCCGGGAGCGGGGCCGCGUCGCCAUCAAGGCCAAGAACGGGCGGUACCUGCGGGGGGACCCGGCCGGCUCCCUGCGCGCCGACAGCGAGUCCGUGCUGCGCGCCACGCUCUGGGAGUACUGAGCC
Neopsephotus bourkii (Bourke's parrot) is the source of this 1966-nucleotide messenger RNA. It is a transcript of the gene FSCN2, whose product is annotated as fascin actin-bundling protein 2, retinal. Gene Ontology annotation, cellular component: actin cytoskeleton; cytoplasm. Gene Ontology annotation, molecular function: actin filament binding; protein-macromolecule adaptor activity. The record is from RefSeq and is a predicted model, not a curated record. Bases 488 to 1963 code for a protein of 491 amino acids. Gene Ontology annotation, biological process: cell migration; actin filament bundle assembly; establishment or maintenance of cell polarity. NCBI's taxonomy places the organism in Eukaryota, Metazoa, Chordata, Aves, Psittaciformes, Psittacidae. The transcript has 5 exons.